AUGAACUGUCCCUCGAGAACCGAUGAUGACCUCGAACACCCGGAUUGGAACCAGAACCCACCGGCGCUGAGUGCCGACAUAACCACUCGGAACAAUCUGAAUGGAAUUGCCAACUCGAAAGUGCAUCGGAGACAUGCUCCGGGGCAUGGUGGAAUCAUGGGGGACGGACUGACGGCCAUCGAGUCUCAACGGUCCCGCCUGGAUGACAACGAGCCCGCGUCCGAGAAGAAGGGCCCCGGCGAAGUGGUCUCUGCCGCCUUGGGGUAUCAAGCCCCCAAGGCGGACAGCGGAUCACCUCGCCGUCCUUUCAAACAAUACAUCACGUCGUCAUCUUUGCAUCUCGCCCAGAGCAUUGUCAAAUUUGCCCGCUUUCUGGGUCCGGGUUUCUUGAUUGCCGUCGCCUACAUCGACCCGGGAAACUACGCCACCGAUGUGGCUGCAGGUGCCGAGUUUCGAUACGCUCUCCUGUUCAUCGUUCUCCUCUCCAAUCUUUUUGCCAUUUUUCUGCAGUCGCUGUGCAUCAAGCUGGGCACGGUGACCGGGCUGAAUCUGGCAGAAAACUGCAGAGAGCACCUCCCCAGAUGGCUGGUGAUUAUUCUCUAUAUAUUUUCCGAGUCUGCAAUUGUGGCCACCGAUAUCGCAGAGGUCGUCGGAUCGGCCAUUGCGCUCAAUCUCUUAUUGAAGAUCCCUCUGGUGGCGGGGUGUGCAAUCACGCUUGCAGAUGUCCUCUUCAUUCUUAUCUUCUACAGACCCAAUGGCGCAAUGUGGGGACUGCGUUUAUUCGAGUUUUUUGUCAUGGCCUUGGUCCUGGGAGUAGUGAUUUGCUUUUGCAUCCAGCUCUCUCUUAUCAAAGAACAGUCAAUUGGCGCUGUUUUUAAGGGGUUCUUGCCAUCAUCGGCCAUUGUACAGUCGCAGGGUUUGUACCAAAGCUGUGGCAUCCUCGGCGCUACCGUCAUGCCGCAUUCCAUGUUUCUGGGUAGCGGGGUAGUCCAGUCUCGCUUGAAGGAAUUCGACGUUACCCAGGGCUACGUGGAUCCCUCCGUCUGCUUGGGAAGUACGGGCGGAGAGGUGGAAUACAGACCAUCUCUCCAUGCCAUUAGAGGGUGCAUGAAGUACUCCAUCAUCGAACUUACGUUGUCGCUGUUUACCUUUGCGUUGUUCGUGAACAGCUCCAUCCUCAUUGUUGCCGGUGCGUCGCUCUACGGCACGUCCGGCGCCGACGACGCGGACUUGUGGGGAAUUCACGAUCUACUGUCGAAUUCCAUCGCCCCCGCUGCAGGCCUAGUCUUUGCGCUCGCCUUGCUUCUUUCCGGCAUCUCCGCGGGCAUCGUCUGCACCAUGGCGGGACAGAUGGUCAGCGAAGGGAUGUUGAACUGGAGCAUUCGGCCCUGGCUUCGCCGGCUGAUCACUCGGUCGGUUAGCAUCAUUCCAAGUAUCAUCAUCGCCGGCGCUGUAGGCAAGGAAGGGCUCGACAAAACCCUCACUGCCAGUCAAGUAGUGCUGAGCAUCAUCCUGCCGUUCGUGUCCGCCCCGUUGAUCUAUUUUACAUGCCGCAACCGGUUCAUGACCGUCCCGGCCGAUCGGAUGAGCUACGGCCAGAAUCCGGGUGACCCGGUGCCCCAGGAGGGCGUGAAAAUGCGAAACAACUGGUUCGUCUCUGGGAUUGCCAUCAUCGUAUGGUUGAUUAUCGCCGUCAUGAACGUAGCUUUGCUGGUUCUCGUGGGACUCGGCAAAGCCUCCUAA
Messenger RNA from Aspergillus steynii IBT 23096, 1743 nucleotides. RefSeq names its product NRAMP family metal ion transporter. Gene Ontology annotation, cellular component: membrane. Gene Ontology annotation, biological process: intracellular manganese ion homeostasis; iron ion transport. Gene Ontology annotation, molecular function: cadmium ion transmembrane transporter activity; manganese ion transmembrane transporter activity. The record is from RefSeq and is a predicted model, not a curated record. Bases 1 to 1743 code for a protein of 580 amino acids. Lineage: Eukaryota; Fungi; Ascomycota; Eurotiomycetes; Eurotiales; Aspergillaceae. The transcript is spliced from 3 exons.